AUGAAACAAGACAUCAAUACAGUCGAACUGAGCGCCCAAGAGCAUAGUCAAAUCACGAACAUAAACUUAUACUCUGGUCAUGCAGAGAUAACACGCCUCUUUAAGUUUGAAAUCCAAGCUGGUUCGAAUAUCGUCGUUAUUACGGGGCUCCCUUGCACAUUUCAACAGGAUUCUUUGAGAGUGGAAGGAAAAGGAAACGCAUCUAUUCACGACGUGACCGUCGAGCACACUGUACCACCCCAAAAUAGCGACGACAACAGCGAGCAAUCCAGGCUAGUCAGGGAAUGCUCGAACAUUGAAACUGCAUUACAAAGCGCUAGAUCCUCUCGAGAAGCUUUGAACAAAUACUUGUCAACCGUCCACGCUGAAAAGGUCGACAUUGCACGCUUAGAAUCCACAUUGGAUGGGUACAUGAUGCUUGGUCAAAAAAUCGGCCAAAAGAUUCUUGAUUUGAAGAAAGAGCUUUCCGUUGCUCAGCAGGAACUCGCACGCGUUAGGGAAGCAGAUAGGAAGGCACCCAAAGUGCAACCUUUUUCCUGGAAAGUAUCAAUCAAUGUACAUGGUCAACUUACAGAAACUGUCAGAAUUUUUAUUAAAUAUGUUGUGUACGGAGCUGAUUGGACAGCAAGUUAUGACAUUCGCGUCGAUACCCAAACGUCUGAGAAGAAUGUGUUUAUCCUGUACAAGGCUAUUGUCCAUCAGGCCACAGGGGAGUCCUGGGACAAUGUGCCUCUAACCCUCGAGACCUCUUCUCCUUCUUUUGGGAUCAAACCGCCUCACCUACCAACCUGUCGUAUCACUGCCCCUAGGGCGAUUCCUUAUCCGGUUCCAGGAUCUGGACCACCGGGUUUCGUUCCUGUAAUCCCAGACGAUUGUCAUUAUUUCAUGCCUCCACCUCCGCUUGCUAAAUCCCCGUCUAUAUCCACUGGAUCUCCACGUCCAAGUCUUCCCAUUCCAGAACCCUUCCAGCCAGUAAUGACUCAGCCGUCAAUGAUACAUGGAUCGAACAAGGGUAAUAUAAUCGCCUCCUUUCGAAUUCCUGGCUUGAUCAACAUCCCGAAUGAUGGUGGGAAUCAUAACGUUUCUGUUACUCAACUUGAUCUGGAUGCGGCCAUAACAUGGUACGCAGUCCCAGCCACAGAUACAAGAGUUCACAUGAAGGCCGAGAUUCGAAAUGUUUCCCAAUUUACUUUCGUGCCAGGAUCGGCGAACGUUUACGUGGAUGGAAGCUUCAUAGCUACUACGGCGAUUCCUUCUGUCAGCCCUCAAGACACCUUUGACUGUCCGCUUGGGUUGGAUUCGACCGUUCGAAUCACGUAUCAUCCACAAGAAAGAAAGGCCGCGACAUCUGGGUUUUAUUCCAAGACAUCCAGCAAUACAUUUGUCCAACGUAUCACAGUCCUUAACACGAAAUCAAUCAUGAUAAAGAAUCUCAAAUUGAUAGAACGAAUACCAGUCUCGGAGGACGAAAGGAUUGAAGUGAAAUUGUUGCAACCGGCCCUGGCCCUUCCAACACAAUCGUCGAAGACAUCUUCCUCAUGGCAAAAACCUAUCAAAGUAUCUUCCAGUGUCGUGGCGCAAUGGAAUGGAGUUUACGAAGCUGGAGUUGAUCAAGAGAGCCUUGGAAAAGACGGAAAAUUCAAUUGGGUGAUCUCCGUCCCGCCUCACAAAAGUGUUUCCUUGACUUUGCAGUACGAAGUAAGCCACCCGAAGAACCUGGAUUUGACUUGGUACACCGAUUAA
Psilocybe cubensis is the source of this 1743-nucleotide messenger RNA. RefSeq lists its product as uncharacterized. The record is from RefSeq and is a predicted model, not a curated record. The transcript is spliced from 6 exons. NCBI's taxonomy places the organism in Eukaryota, Fungi, Basidiomycota, Agaricomycetes, Agaricales, Agrocybaceae. Bases 1 to 1743 code for a protein of 580 amino acids.